Archocentrus centrarchus (flier cichlid) is the source of this 2036-nucleotide messenger RNA. Its product is annotated as asialoglycoprotein receptor 1-like. NCBI's taxonomy places the organism in Eukaryota, Metazoa, Chordata, Actinopteri, Cichliformes, Cichlidae. Bases 109 to 945 code for a protein of 278 amino acids. The transcript has 9 exons. The record is from RefSeq and is a predicted model, not a curated record.
AUUUUUGCACAGCUCGUUGCGUGAUGCACGGGAAAGAGGAGGAGAUCUAAAUCUUUCUGUCUUACACUUCCCAGCUGAUGCUUCUGAGGCAGAGCAGAGGUGACUGCGAUGGCUGACAUCCAUUAUGACAAUGAAUGGGACACGACUGCCCUCUGGACCAAAGAUCGUCCACCGUUCUCCUCACCCAUCAUCAGGUUCAGACGCUGGUUAUUUCCUGGUCUGACAGCUGUGAUCCUGCUGAUUCUGAUCAUAGUGCUGGGAGCUACCAACACGAAGAUGUCGAAACAUCUGUGGUCAGCGGAGCAGAGAAUUUCCAACCUGAGCAAUAUCGUCCAAUCACUGAACACUUCACUGCAUCACGCUCAAGAAACAGCCAAAGAAGUGAAGCAGCUGCAGUUUGCUGUUGAGAACAACAAGGACCAGCUGAUCUCAGUGUCGGAGGCGCUGAAGCAGCUGUCGGUCAUCGACUCACUCCGCAAGAACUUCGAUGCCAUCAAAUGUUCCCUCGAUCGCAUCAUCAACAACAGUUCAGCUACAGGUGCUUGUUGUCCUCUGGGUUGGACUGUGUUUGAAUCCAGCUGUUACUACUUCAGCAGGGAGUCUCUGUCCUGGAACCAGUCCAGAGACUGGUGUGAAAAACAGGAAGCUCACCUGGUCAUCCUGCUCACCAACAAGGAGUGGGACUUUGUGACCAGUACGAGCAGGCCUCAGCAUUACUGGAUCGGUCUGUCUGACUGGAGGACUGGAAGGUGGGAGUGGGUGAACCGGACUCCCUACAGGAUUGAGCGCAGGCGGUGGCGCCCAGGGCAGCCCGACAGCUGGACUGGACACGGUCUUCAGGGGGACGAAGACUGCGCUCACCUUCAUGAUGAUGGACGCCUGAAUGACCAGCACUGCUCCAUUAAGCUGCGCUUCAUCUGUCAGAAACACAGCAUGAAUAUUUGAACACACCUGCUGUCCUGGCUCCGCCCACUAGCUGCUCUCUGAAACUUCCCCAUUAAAGUAAAAGAUCAGUAAAGGAAUCACUGAGAAGUUCUAAUAUAACGUAGAGCUCUCCUUCUGUGGACUUCUUGUUCCAUUGGGGGGCGCUGUUGAGCUUCUCCAGAAGGAAUAAAUAAAGUUAGAUUAGAUUAAACUUAAUAAAGUUUAAUCUAAUGUAAUGAAUGGGACUGUAUGGAUUCUGUGGGUUCACAGCUUCUAUUGUCCUGGAGUGAAACACCUUUGUGAGCAUUAGGGAGUCCACAGCAGCAGCUUCAGUUUGUUCUUAAACUAACCCUGUGUGUGAUUCAGAACAUCACCAUCUCCAGGUGACUAACAGAAGUCACUUCAAUGAUGUUCUUGGAGGAUUCACCAGUCAGCUCCAUGUUUUGGUUCUUUUUAUAAAAUGAAGUACAACCAAAGUGUGAAAGGAGGUGGAGGAGAGUCUGUACUCAUAACUGUAUCCAUAAACCUUUUUAAUGUGUCUGAUCUCUAAAUGUUAAAAUAUGACUUCCCUGUGGCUAAAAUGUAUCCACUCUGUUCAUCUGGUGUGAAAGUUAUCCAACCUCUCAGGUUAAGGCUAUAUAUGCACUCAGUAGGAAUCCACCAAUCAGAGCACAGAGACAGACACUGACCAAACAAUCAGCCAACAGAUAAUGAGACUCUGCCAUGUUGGGUGUUUGGAGUGCUGAGUUAUGAGUUACUGUUAGUGAGCUCAGUUAGAUCCAAAGAGUGUACGGGUGCAUCACACAGGCAUGAAUACCUGCUAAUUAGUAACAUCCAAAUAAAAUACUAGGAUUCCACUGACCACUAGUGGAGCUUGUUUGUGUAAUUAACUGCAAUGUAAGCAGUAUUCCACUCUCACCCCCACCACCCACCCGGUACACAUCAGUAUUGUAGUUUACUAAUGUUUGCUAAGAUCAGUCCAUGUUCACAUGUAUAGUUUGAGAAUCCUCAUUCAAGCUGCUUUUAAACAUGUUUGUACUUCAUUUUUCUUCAGUCUCUUAUAAUCAAGAAGCAGAAAACGGUUUCUCAGCCUUUAAGAAUAAAUGAGUCAU